AAUAUAUACGUACAAGUAAUACGAAUACGUAGUAAAGACUGUAUACACAAAUCUACAAUGAAUGGACGUGUUCAGUUAACCUAAGUUCUAAAUAAUAUCGACUGUGAUCGACUCAAUUAAAAUUCGUUCCACAUUACUGAUAAAAGAUCGCGAUUAAGGAAAAGGAACAAUGUGUACGUUAAACGCGCUCGAAUAUGAUACCUAUGAAACAGAUGAAACAACGAUAGAUACAAUAACUGCUUCCACCAAUAUUGCUGCUCACACAGCUAAUACAAAUGAAUUAUGCAAAAAAUGUGGUUGUCAGGAUGUACGAAUCUCGUUAAGGGGUAAACAUAGAUAUUGUAAAAUUUGCUUCCUAUCCAUGUUGACGCAUAAGUUCAGAGCCACACUUGGUAAAUCAAAGUUGGUACGUCCAAGUGAUACCAUACUUAUAGAGCAUUCUGGAAAAGCAAAUUCAACUGUACUUAUACAUCUUAUCAAGGCAAAUGAAAGUGAACCAGCUAAUAAAAAACUCAAGUUCCAAUGUAAAAUACUCUAUGUAGAUGAUGGUAUGGUGAAAGGACGUACAGUUAAAGAAAGAGAACUUAUUAGAAAUGCAUUAGCCAAAGAAGCAGAUAAUCUACAGUUAACAACAUAUGUUGUGCCUUUGACAGAAGAUACAACUAAUAUUCUUUGCGAAGAGAUACAGUCCAUAAAUGCAGGGGGUGUAAAUACAGCUUCCAAUGAUGCAGUCAUGCAAAAAAUGUUCAAUAGUUUAGAUAGCGAUACUGCAAAAGAUGAAUUAUUGCGACAAUUAAGACGCAAAUUGCUUGUGUCCAUAGCCCACAAACUUAAUUGCAAUAAAGUUUUUGUUGCUGAUACAUCUGUUGAUCUUGCAAUAAAAGUGCUGACAGAUGUAUCAACAGGAAGAGGCUAUCAAUUGUCUUCUAAUGUUGGUUUCUCUGAUACAAGAUGUCCAGAUGUAACUCUACUUAGGCCACUCAGAGACUUUACAAAAGAAGAUAUAGCUGGUUAUUUAGAGUGCUGUGAACUAACUCCAAUUCUUAGUUCCAUAAAUUAUACUGAACCUUUCCCUGCUUCCAUAAGAAGCACUACAAAGAAUUUCGUUCAUGAGUUAGAUUCUGAAUUUUAUAGUACCGUAUCCACGAUAUAUCGUACAAGUGAAAAAUUGGGCACAAAGAUAGAGGAACAUAGUAAGGUGAAUGUUAAGAGUGAUAAUGACGCUAACGCUGACGUUAACGAGACUUGUGUACUUUGCGAAUUGAGUCUAGAUUUGAAUUCUAUACAAGAAGGGCAACUUUCAGUUGUACAAGCUAGGAUAUUUUCUGAAUUAGUUUCAACGUUUACGGAUUCUUCGUCAAGCACGACUUCGAAAGAAGUAAACGACUCGGAAGAGAAACAUUGUCGAUGUAAUAAUACCGCGUGUACACCUCCUCGCACACAACCUUUACAACCAGAUACAAUUAAAAAGUAUCUAUGUUAUGGCUGUAAACUAAUUUUUUUUAAUUCAAAUCAGAAAUUUACCGAAUUACCUAAAUUUUUAAAUGACAAAAUCCAAGAAAAAUUACGAAUAAUGCACCUACGAGAGCAAAUAACAAACUUUCUAUUAUAAAUAUGAAGUUACGAAUAAUAAAAGAAAGAUAAAGCCAUA
This is a messenger RNA of Hylaeus anthracinus, 1651 nucleotides long. RefSeq names its product cytoplasmic tRNA 2-thiolation protein 2 (gene Ctu2). Lineage: Eukaryota; Metazoa; Arthropoda; Insecta; Hymenoptera; Colletidae. Bases 170 to 1612 code for a protein of 480 amino acids. The transcript is spliced from 4 exons. Gene Ontology annotation, biological process: tRNA wobble position uridine thiolation. Gene Ontology annotation, cellular component: cytosol. The record is from RefSeq and is a predicted model, not a curated record. Gene Ontology annotation, molecular function: tRNA binding; sulfurtransferase activity.